This is a messenger RNA of Rhinocladiella mackenziei CBS 650.93, 813 nucleotides long. RefSeq lists its product as uncharacterized. The record is from RefSeq and is a predicted model, not a curated record. The coding region runs from base 1 to 813 and encodes 270 amino acids. NCBI's taxonomy places the organism in Eukaryota, Fungi, Ascomycota, Eurotiomycetes, Chaetothyriales, Herpotrichiellaceae. The transcript is spliced from 3 exons. Gene Ontology annotation, molecular function: catalytic activity.
AUGUCUCUCAACGGCGGACAUUCACCACGACUUGACCCCCGGGCGACGCCUACGACAGCUCCUGGACUCCACGUCGUCAAUCAUCGUUGCGCCGGGAGUACAGGCGCUGGGACCUGUGCCUCUAAACUUGGCCAGCCUGAUCUUGGAUUCGCCUCACUUAACGACAUGAGAGAACAUGCCGAAAUGAUUGCCAAUCUGGACCCUAGUGUACCGUUGAUUGCAGAUGCCGACGCUGGUUACGGAGGCCCUAAUAUGGUCGCCAGAACGAUUCAAACCAAACGGUGCGGCCACCUCAGCGGCAAAGAACUUGUCAGUACCGAGGUCCUCGUGCAGAAGAUCACCGCCGCCGCCCAAGAACGCGAACGUCUUCAAUCCGAUAUCCUGAUCAUAGCUCGAACCGACGCAUUGCAGACUCAUAACUUUGACGAAACGAUACUCCGAUUAAAGGCUGCCAUCAAAGCUGGCGCUGAUAUUGCAUUUCUAGAAGGCAUCAAUUCUAAAGAACAGUGCAAGGCUGUUCGCGAAGCGCUAGCGCCUACGCCAGUUUUACUCAACAUGGUUGAACACAGCGCCACGCCGUCUUUGACGCCUAACGAGGCGCAAGAGCUUGGCUUUCGAAUUAUCAUCUUCCCAUUUGCUGCAAUUGCGCCGGCUUAUGAGGCCAUACGGCAAACAUACCAGAACAUCAAAACUACUGGACGAACCGGGCUGGCUUCCGACUUCACUCCGAAGAAGUUGUUUACCGUCGUUGGCCUGGGGGAAGCAGCAAAAGUGGACGCCCAGGCUGGAGGCGCCAUGUACAGCAUGAUCUAA